Messenger RNA from Hippoglossus stenolepis (Pacific halibut), 2283 nucleotides. It is a transcript of the gene fgl1, whose product is annotated as fibrinogen-like 1. The record is from RefSeq and is a predicted model, not a curated record. The transcript is spliced from 7 exons. Gene Ontology annotation, biological process: negative regulation of T cell activation; regulation of immune response. The coding region runs from base 135 to 1076 and encodes 313 amino acids. Lineage: Eukaryota; Metazoa; Chordata; Actinopteri; Pleuronectiformes; Pleuronectidae.
ACAGCUUGGUUUGGCUGCAGGUGUGAGGAAAAUCCAACACACUGUUGGGAAAGACAACUGAAACAACAGUAUACAACUCAACUUUGAGAGGAAGAACUCUCCUUUUUCUUUGACUUGCUGUCGAAGAGACGAGGAUGAGAGGCCCACUGCAGCUGCUCAUGGGACUGAUGGUCAUCACUGCCUGCUCUCAGUCUCUCUGUGCGUUACAAACUUGCAGUGAGGAGGUGGCUCGUCUGAGGGAACAGGAGAAUCUCCUGAAGGGCCUGCUGGAGAAACAAGAGCUCCUCCUCCACAGAUUACAAUCGCUGAACCAACCUGUCGACAACAACAAAGUGAACCAGACCCAGGACACUGAGUAUGCAGAUUGCUCCCAGCUUUUCACCUCCGGCUUCAGAUCCAGUGGAUUCUACAGAAUCAAAACCAGCAGAGUGUACUGUGAUAUGAGUGAAGGAGGAGGUUGGACUGUCAUUCAGAGACGCAUCAAUGGAAGUGAGACAUUUAACAGGUCCUGGGCGGAGUACAAAGAAGGUUUUGGAGACAUGAACUCAAAAUCAGGAGAGUUUUGGCUUGGAAAUGACAACCUGCAUCACAUCACUGCACAAGGGAAUUAUUCUUUGAGGAUAAACCUGGAAGACUUUGAUGGUGGCCAGCGCUAUGCUGAGUACAAGAACUUCAAAGUGGCCGAUGAAAAGGAUCACUACCGACUCACGGUUGGAGCCUAUGUAGGAACAGCUGGAGAUGCUCUGUGUGGAGGUUUCCAUGUUGGUGUCUCGGAGUGGGCGAGUCACCAGGGCAUGAAGUUCAGCACCUACGACCAGGAUAAUGACAACUACAAAGGCAACUGUGCCCAGGAAGACGAAGGAGGCUGGUGGUUCAACAAGUGUCACUCGGCUCAUCUUAAUGGCAUCUACUACCCCAGUGGUCACUACAGUGCAGUGACAGAUAAUGGUAUUAUUUGGUACACAUGGAGAGGGUGGUGGUAUUCUCUGAAGACCAGCAUCAUGAAGCUGCGACCCACUGACUUCAAAAUUGACCCCAUUGACGACCCCAAUGCUGUAAAUCACAGUCCAUCUUAGUAGAUCAGACAUGAGCAGAUAUCAAAUUGAAUUAUUUUAGGGCUAAAACAGUUUGUCAAGCCAUAUUGUUUUAAUUGGUGUAAAAUCCCAUUUGAAUUUAAAAAUAAGUCAAAACAAUAGACUGUGAGUAAAGACAAAUGAUGCGUCUCCACUUCCUCCCACUGCAAAAAAUGAAGUAAAAAUAUCCAGGCUGUGGAUGUUGCCAUCGCAACCUAUUUUGAGUCAGAGUCUGAGCAUAAGUGAUCGUAGAGUGGAGUUGUGGCAUUGAGGUCCCGCCAAUACACCACCCCAACCAAUCACCUGUCAGUCUCAGCUGUCAAUCAUAACAUUUCACUCGUUUUUUAUAGCAUCAAAUAACUAAUUCAAACCAAACUUAUCAGAAAAAUGAACACCUGAACAAACAUAAAUGUGAUAAGAACUACCUAAAAUGACACAAACUUUUUCUUUGGGGAAGAAAAUCAUUCAUAAUGUACUAUUUUUUACUAUGGCUCAGGUUCGAUCUGAUGAUAUGGAGAAGCCAGAAUUUUUUACAUAUACUGCAGACAGCCACCAGGAGGCGAUCAAGAUUUUUUCGGCUUGACUUUUGGGGAGCUGUCAUAAUUUCCAUCUUUAUAUACAGUGUGUAAACCUUAUUUCAUGAUCCUCUUAAUAUUAUGUGAACCUAUUAAGUUCCAUCUGGUUAUUCUGCUAAGCAGUAACUAUAUGAGCAGUGUAUGAAGCCAAGAUGAACCAAUGAACCAAUCAGUCAAAAGUCUGAAGUGGUAGAUGAAACUGCACAUCUUAACAAUAUAGUUGAAAUGUCGGUAGCUUACAUAGCAAUAUCUAAAUGUGUAAAAGGUAGUUUGCAUCGUCAGGAGUUGUGAAACACUGACAAGAAUGUUGCAAGGGGAAGUGGAAUGCACACACAGCUGUCUGUUUUGGUGUAUAAAGGGAAAUCUGAUGCUGAUGUGGGUUUUUGUGUGUGUGUGUGUGUGUGUGUGCGUGCGUGCGUGCGUGCGUGCGUGCGUGUGAGCUACAGACAGAAACAUCAGACUGAAGAGGUGAAAAGAGCCAUUCCCAUGUCACUGUAACAAGAACAUAGCAGCUUUUCAUCUGUUUAAUAAUAGCAUGGAGUGAGCUCAGAACUGGUAAUUGUCAUAAAGAUGAACAUUAACUCUCUAUGUAUCACAAACAACAAAUAAAUGAUUCCUUUUAUGGCUUUAAUUUA